AGCUUUGUUUCUCCCCCAACCACCAUGGCCCUCAGAGAUCUUGGUCCUUUAUGGGUAGUCUGCAUGAUAGGAUAGGGCUGAAAGAAUUUAGGAGGAAAUCCUUGAACCAGACGUUGGAGGAAGUUGGGUGGAGACAGGUGGAAUCUGAAAGGUGUCUUGGAUCAGAGAAAGGGUGUGAGACAAAGGCUUAAGACAGAAAUAAGCAUGAUUUGGGAAGGGGAUAGUCAAUAACCAGUCUGGCUGUGGGGGGUGUGGUGGGAUGUGAAGUUUCUUUGGGAGGAGACUUGAAUGUCAGGUGAGAAACCAGAUUGCACGAAGGGAGAGGAUGGUGAUACAAUUAUGGCUUCAGAAGAGAGGGUGGAGGUUGAGUAGGACUCAGGCAGGAUGGGAGAGACUUCCAGAGUGAGUGUGAAGCCGCAGGGAACCUGUUACAGGAGUCUGAGGAAGGAGAGAUACUGAAUUCUCUCGAAAUGAAGCAGGGCCUAGGUAAAAGGCUCUGCCUUCAAACAUGGAACAACAGAUCUCUUCCUGUCCUCUGUGAGCUGCUUUACCAGGUCCUAGGCCACUUCAGGUUCUACUGAUACAGCUGGGCGGCCCUUCCUGAGAUCUCACCUCAGGUCUUUGCUAUUGCUGUUACUUCUGGUCUUGAACCUGAGCAAGAGGUGAGAAGAGGGAUGCUUUCUGUGACCUGGGCUCCUUCCCUCUCUGCAAGGCUCAGUGUUUGGGAGAAGAGGAUUUGCCAAGCCCACUCCUGUGUAAGCACUGGAAGUUGGCUUCUAGCUUCCUGAUGCCUGAAAACUCUGGGGUUUUCCGAGUCAUCACCAAGCAGCAAGGCACUUAAGUGACCGGGUCUUGCCCCACCUGCCAAGAAUACUGUGCUGUAUGCCUACAGAACUGUCACUCGCCCCUCUCCAAGAAUGUCCAAGAACUGCUUACCAGGCCUACUCCAUGAGCUCAGCCAUGGAGUCAUGUUUGGGCUGUGUGGCUCGGUACCUUGUGUGCAUGCAUAUGUAUCUAUCUUCGUGCUGAUGGGUGAUGGGGAUCAAGCUCAUGUGUGACCAUGCAGGCAGGUUUGCAGGUUGUGACACUGGUUUUGGCAAGGAGACAGCUAAGAAACUGGAUGCCAUGGGCUUCACGGUGCUGGCCACUGUGUUGGAUUUGAAUGGCCCUGGUGCUCUAGAACUGCGUGCCCGCUGUUCCCCUCGCCUGAAGCUGCUGCAGAUGGACCUGACCAAGCCAGAGGAUAUCAGCCGUGUUCUGGAAAUUACCAAGGCUCACACGGCCAGCACUGGCCUGUGGGGUCUGGUUAACAAUGCUGGCCUCAACAUGGUAGUGGCCGACGUGGAACUGUCUCCAGUGGCAACUUUCCGCACAUGUAUGGAGGUGAACUUCUUUGGUGCACUUGAGCUGACCAAGGGCCUCCUGCCACUCCUACGUCACUCAAGGGGACGUAUUGUGACCGUUGGCAGCCCAGCAGGAGACAUGCCAUACCCCUGCUUGGCAGCCUAUGGCACCUCCAAGGCGGCUAUUGCACUGCUCAUGGACACAUUCAGCUGUGAACUGCUUCCCUGGGGUAUCAAGGUCAGCAUCGUCCAGCCUGGCUGCUUCAAGACAGAGGCAGUGACUAAUGUGAACCUCUGGGAGAAGCGCAAGCAACUGCUGCUGGCCAACUUGCCUAGAGAGCUGCUGCAGGCCUAUGGUGAAGACUACAUUGAGCACUUGCAUGGGCAAUUCCUGAAUUCACUCAGAAUGGCAUUGCCUGACCUUAGCCCCGUUGUAGAUGCCAUCAUUGAUGCACUGCUGGCAGCUCAGCCACGCAGCCGCUACUACACGGGCCGUGGCCUGGGGCUCAUGUAUUUCAUCCACUACUACCUGCCAGGAGGCCUGCGGCGCCGCUUCCUACAGAACUUCUUCAUCAGUCACCUUCUACCCCGAGCACUGAGGCCUGGCCAACCUGGCCAACCUGGCCCUGUUCAUGACACAUCCCAGGACCCAAACCCUUCCCCCACAGUAUCAGCUCUGUGAACCACAAACUUAGGUGUUUCAGCAGGAGAGGCUUCUUGAGCUCUUGGCCCUCUCCCCUGGCCAUUAUAGACCCCUCAACCUUUCCCUAGAGUCGCUGUUAAGAAAAGCCCAGCCUCUACUGCUGAUGCCGAGGCCAGGCCCGGGAGGUGGGAUUUCUAGUGAGCCUCUGGACCGCUCCUCUGCUUCAUGAGCCCAUGUAUACCCUACCAGGCACGACCCUGCAGCUUGGAGAGCCCAGAUGGAUGGAGAGUUUAGUGUGAGAUGUGGCUGUAGCCUUUGAGAGGAUGCUACAGACCACUUCUGUGCUGACUUUAGAAUGAUUAGACGGUGGGGCCUCCUCAGAACUCUUUUGGUACCCACUGUCUCAGUGCUGCGUCCAGAGUAAAUCCCUCUUGACUGGCUCAGGAUUUAGGUUCCCAACCACUGGCUCCAGCCACAUGGAAGCUGUAUGCUGCAUUUGUCUGGUUGUUGGCAUUUUAAAAUAAAGAUACAUUUUUUUAUUUCUCCUAGAAUGGGAGAGAUAGUGUUUGGA
Molecule: messenger RNA, 2557 nt
Organism: Rattus rattus (black rat)
Lineage: Eukaryota; Metazoa; Chordata; Mammalia; Rodentia; Muridae
Gene: Hsd11b2
Product: hydroxysteroid 11-beta dehydrogenase 2
Exons: 5
Coding region: 1036-2025 (329 amino acids)
Molecular function (GO): oxidoreductase activity
Source: RefSeq, a predicted model, not a curated record